ACUUGAUGGAAAAUAGUGAAAUGACUGAAGAGGAUAUUAAAAGAAAGAGAUCCUCAAGAGUCAGAACUCAUGGACUGAAGUUCCCAUGGCAUCCUUUUCAAAUUGGAGCAUGGAUUUUUUACCUUGCAAACUUCUUCAGCUAUUACUUGGCUGUCAUGAUCUCUUUUAAGCAUAAUACAGGAGUUUUUGUUGUUUUUACAAUAAUUUUCACAGUCCUGAUCCUUGUAGUCUUUAUUUUGGCGAUUAUUUCAACUUUGAUCGACCCAACAGACGAGGUUGUCAAGAGAGGUAUAAAAGAACCUUCCCCAGAAUAUGCUUUUUAUUGAAAAAUUUGUGAAAGUAAUGUGUCUAACAACUCAAAACAUUGAGGUCAAUGAAAUAGGUGAGUUGCUAACUUUGAUCAUCAUUGAAAAUGGCUAAACAAUUGAGUAGGAGAUGUGAACUACAAACUCUUCAUUUACCUCUGAAUAUCUAUCCUGAUAUUCCAAUCCUGCUACCUAAUCAUCUUGCUCUACUCAGUUAUCGAGUUCUUUACAAAUAGGAGUCAGUACGAGAAUUCCAUAGGUGAUAUCUAUGGAAAAUCAGAUGCUGGUGGAUUUUUAGCUGCAACUAUUGCCCUAUUCUGCCUCAAUUUACUUCCCUUGCUUGCGAUCGUAAACUUACUUUCCUUGCAUGCUUGGCUCAAGAAGAAGGGACUCUCGACUUAUGAAUACAUAGUAGAGAAGAGAGAAAGGCAACAGCAGAUGAAAGAGAAAAUGAAUGAAGUAAGACUCCAUCUUGGCUCUGAAGAGCAAAAGGAAAGCAAAGAUCAUCUUAACAGUUCCAGGUCUGAAGACCCUCAUGAGAGAGAGUUUAAGAAGAAUCAGUCUGACACGAAGACCAAAGGAAGUAUACUAGAAUUUAAUGAUGAGGUAUCUAAAGGAUCCCUCCUGGUCAGUAAAAAUAGACAACAUAAUAUUGAUAUGAAAGACGAGUAUUUGGAAAGUAAUGAAGAAGCCAAAAAUAGCCUCUCCCCUGAAGCAGAGCAGGAGAUGGGCUUUAGAAUUACCGCUUCUUCAAAUUGGAAGCAGAAGGAUGUUAAUACUUAUUCUUCUGAGGCUGUGCUUAAAGGUGCUGAUGAGCCUCAAAAUAUUCAAAAUGAAUUUUAUCAUAACACUAAAGUCUAUGAUGAAAAUAAUUCUAGCACUAGCAUUAAGAAUCAAAACAAUAGAGCCAAGGUCACAGAUCUUCAUAUUAUCGAAGAUGUGAGUGAGUCUAAGGAGAUAUCUCAGAGAGCAUUUGAGUCCUUCUCUCAUAACUAAAAAGGUAUGCUCUC
Moneuplotes crassus is the source of this 1315-nucleotide messenger RNA. NCBI's taxonomy places the organism in Eukaryota, Ciliophora, Spirotrichea, Euplotida, Euplotidae. The record is from the annotation of a GenBank genome assembly.